AUGAAGUCCAUCACCCUCGUUACUACUCUGGCCGCUGCCACCACCGCCAUCACCGCCCCCCACACAUCAGCCAAGCGCGAUCUCUACCCAAUAUCCCUCACUGAUCUCUACGCAAGCUACUACGACCAAACCAAACCCGAAACCACCCUCGUAAACUUCAAAUUGAGCGACCCCAACACUAACCUCAACACUACCUGCAACGCUGCCUGGUCCAUCGGCCAAGCCGGCACCCUCAAGUUCAACUGUGCCGAUCCAUCCUACCAGCUGAGCUUCCCGAAUGGCAUCUACAAUGUCGAGGACUUUAUGAUUGAGAUUUCGCGGCCCGAUGGGUCGGAGUCUGGACAGGCCCGUGCUUAUGGGGAGUCGUGGAAGUGUGAGAAGCAUGAUGGGUAUCCGUCGGAGACUUGUGCCUGGGAUGGUGUUUUCCAUGUUGGUGUUAGCAAGUGA
This is a messenger RNA of Penicillium subrubescens, 447 nucleotides long. RefSeq lists its product as uncharacterized. The transcript is spliced from 2 exons. The coding region runs from base 1 to 447 and encodes 148 amino acids. Lineage: Eukaryota; Fungi; Ascomycota; Eurotiomycetes; Eurotiales; Aspergillaceae. The record is from RefSeq and is a predicted model, not a curated record.